Gorilla gorilla gorilla (western lowland gorilla) is the source of this 4396-nucleotide messenger RNA. RefSeq names its product activating transcription factor 7 interacting protein (gene ATF7IP). Gene Ontology annotation, cellular component: transcription regulator complex; nucleus. Gene Ontology annotation, biological process: regulation of DNA-templated transcription. The record is from RefSeq and is a predicted model, not a curated record. Bases 339 to 4175 code for a protein of 1278 amino acids. The transcript is spliced from 15 exons. Gene Ontology annotation, molecular function: protein binding; transcription coregulator activity. Lineage: Eukaryota; Metazoa; Chordata; Mammalia; Primates; Hominidae.
CCAAAGUCUGUAUUGCAAGACGGGAUUCACAGGCAUUAUGUGACAAAACUGUCUUGCUGCCUUCUGUUUUCUUUUUCUGUGUCCUGUGUAGCUGCAUUGUUUGUUGCAGUAUAUGCAUUAGCUGUUGUCUAUGUUCAGUUUCCUGCAGGCUGACAAAGUGGGAGGGGCUUUGUUUGUUACAUAGCUGAGUUUUCACUGUGUGAGUUCUUGAGUGCACAUUGCAGCCAUCUUAAUUACACUUUUGUGCAAGUGAGACUGUGCAGCUGUCUCAAAAUGGCUGCUAACCUAGUCUUUGUAGCUGCUUAGGCAGCAAGUAUGUCAGUGAGGAGACUUGUCACAUGCAUCAGGACCAGAGAUUCAGAAUGGACAGUUUAGAAGAACCUCAGAAAAAAGUCUUUAAGGCUCGAAAAACGAUGAGAGUGAGUGAUCGUCAGCAACUUGAAGCGGUGUACAAGGUCAAAGAAGAACUGUUGAAAACUGAUGUCAAGCUGUUAAAUGGCAACCAUGAAAAUGGAGAUUUGGACCCAACCUCACCUUUGGAAAAUAUGGAUUACAUUAAAGACAAGGAAGAGGUGAAUGGCAUUGAAGAGAUUUGUUUUGAUCCUGAAGGAAGUAAAGCAGAAUGGAAGGAAACACCCUGUAUCCUAAGUGUUAAUGUAAAAAACAAACAGGAUGAUGAUUUAAAUUGUGAACCUUUGUCUCCCCAUAAUAUAACUCCAGAACCAGUCUCUAAACUGCCUGCUGAACCAGUUUCUGGUGAUCCAGCCCCUGGUGAUCUGGAUGCCGGAGAUCCAGCCUCCAGAGUACUGGCCUCUGGUGAUUCCACCUCUGGUGAUCCCACCUCUAGCGAGCCCUCCUCUAGUGAUGCUGCCUCUGGUGAUGCAACCUCUGGUGAUGCCCCUUCUGGUGAUGUGUCCCCUGGUGAUGCCACCUCUGGUGAUGCCACUGCUGAUGAUCUCUCCUCUGGUGAUCCCACCUCUAGUGAUCCCAUCCCAGGUGAACCGGUCCCUGUUGAACCCAUUUCUGGUGAUUGUACCGCUGGUGAUAUAGCCUCUAGUGAAAUAACUUCUGUUGAUCUGGCUUCUGGAGCACCAGCUUCCACUGAUCCAGCCUCUGAUGAUCUGGCCUCUGGUGAUCUAUCCUCUAGUGAACUGGCCUCUGAUGAUCUGGCCACUGGUGAACUGGCCUCUGAUGAGCUGACUUCUGAAUCAACCUUCGAUCGUACCGUUGAACCAAAUUCUGUACCAGUUUGUGAACCAGUUCCUGAAAUUGACCAUAUAGAACCAAGUAGCAAUAAAGAUGAUGAUUUUCUUGAAAAAAAUGGGGCUGAUGAAAAAUUAGAGCAAAUUCAGAGUAAAGACUCAUUGGAUGAGAAAAAUAAAGCUGAUAAUAAUAUUGAUGCUAAUGAAGAAACUCUAGAAACAGAUGAUACAACUAUUUGUUCAGAUCGACCUCCUGAAAAUGAAAAGAAGGUAGAGGAAGAUAUUAUCACAGAGCUUGCUCUUGGAGAAGAUGCUAUAUCUAGCAGUAUGGAAAUUGACCAAGGUGAAAAGAAUGAAGAUGAAACUUCUGCAGAUCUUGUAGAAGCGAUUAAUGAAAAUGUUAUUGAAGAUGACAAAAGUGAGAGUAUCUUAGAAAAUACAGACUCUAUGGAGACAGAUGAAAUCAUUCCUAUUUUGGAAAAGCUUGCACCUUCUGAGGAUGAACUUACUUGCUUUUCUAAAACAUCUCUCCUUCCAAUCGAUGAGACAAAUCCAGAUUUGGAAGAGAAAAUGGAAAGUUCUUUUGGUUCACCAUCUAAACAAGAAAGUAGUGAGAGUUUGCCAAAAGAAGCCUUUCUGGUCCUCUCUGAUGAAGAGGAUAUUUCAGGUGAAAAAGAUGAGUCUGAAGUUAUAUCGCAAAAUGAAACGUGCUCUCCAGCAGAAGUAGAAAGUAAUGAAAAGGACAACAAACCUGAGGAAGAAGAGCAAGUAAUACAUGAAGAUGAUGAAAGACCUUCUGAGAAAAAUGAAUUUUCUAGACGAAAACGUUCUAAAUCAGAAGACAUGGACAAUGUACAGUCUAAACGUCGUCGAUAUAUGGAAGAAGAAUAUGAGGCAGAAUUUCAAGUAAAGAUUACAGCCAAAGGAGACAUUAACCAGAAACUUCAAAAGGUUAUACAGUGGUUGCUGGAAGAAAAAUUGUGUGCGCUGCAGUGUGCUGUGUUUGAUAAGACUUUGGCAGAAUUGAAAACACGAGUGGAAAAGAUUGAAUGUAACAAGAGGCAUAAAACAGUUCUCACUGAACUACAGGCCAAGAUAGCCAGGUUAACCAAACGCUUUGAAGCAGCCAAAGAAGAUCUUAAGAAAAGACAUGAACAUCCACCCAACCCACCAGUAUCACCAGGAAAAACUGUAAAUGAUGUCAACAGCAAUAAUAACAUGUCUUACAGAAAUGCAGGCACAGUGAGACAGAUGCUGGAGUCCAAAAGAAAUGUAAGCGAGAGUGCACCACCAUCCUUUCAAACUCCUGUGAAUACAGUAUCUUCAACCAAUCUUGUCACUCCUCCAGCAGUUGUCAGUAGUCAACCUAAAUUGCAGACUCCAGUGACUUCGGGUUCCCUCACAGCAACGUCAGUUCUUCCUGCACCCAAUACAGCUACUGUAGUUGCUACUACUCAGGUGCCUAGUGGAAAUCCCCAGCCUACAAUCUCUUUACAGCCUUUGCCAGUGAUUUUGCAUGUACCUGUUGCAGUAUCCUCCCAGCCUCAGCUUCUACAGAGCCAUCCAGGGACUUUGGUGACUAAUCAACCAUCUGGCAAUGUUGAAUUCAUUUCUGUGCAAAGCCCACCUACAGUGAGUGGUCUUACCAAAAAUCCAGUAUCCUUGCCAUCCUUGCCAAAUCCCACUAAACCAAACAACGUUCCUUCUGUGCCCAGUCCUAGUAUUCAAAGGAACCCUACUGCCAGUGCUGCACCAUUGGGAACAACACUUGCUGUGCAGGCUGUUCCAACGGCACACUCUAUUGUACAAGCCACAAGGACUUCUUUACCCACAGUGGGCCCAUCAGGACUCUAUAGUCCAUCAACUAAUCGAGGUCCUAUACAGAUGAAAAUUCCAAUUUCUGCAUUUAGUACUUCGUCUGCUGCAGAACAGAACAGCAAUACCACCCCAAGAAUUGAAAACCAGACAAACAAAACAAUAGAUGCUUCUGUCAGUAAGAAAGCAGCUGAUAGCACAUCACAGAGUGGAAAAGCCACUGGCAGUGAUUCAAGUGGUGUCAUUGAUCUCACAAUGGAUGAUGAAGAGAGUGGAGCUUCACAAGACCCCAAAAAGCUAAAUCACACUCCUGUAUCAACCAUGAGUUCUUCUCAGCCUGUGUCACGACCAUUGCAACCCAUACAACCAGCACCGCCUCUUCAACCAUCUGGGGUGCCAACAAGUGGACCAUCUCAGACCACCAUACACUUACUACCUACAGCUCCAACUACCGUGAAUGUAACACAUCGUCCAGUAACUCAGGUGACCACAAGACUCCCUGUACCAAGAGCUCCUGCAAACCACCAGGUGGUUUAUACAACUCUUCCUGCACCACCAGCUCAGGCUCCCUUGCGAGGAACUGUUAUGCAGGCUCCUGCUGUUCGGCAGGUCAAUCCCCAAAAUAGUGUUACAGUUCGAGUGCCUCAAACAACCACAUAUGUUGUAAACAAUGGACUAACCCUGGGAUCAACAGGACCUCAGCUCACAGUGCAUCACCGACCACCACAAGUGCAUACUGAGCCCCCACGCCCUGUGCACCCAGCACCCUUACCAGAAGCUCCACAACCACAGCGUCUGCCCCCAGAAGCUGCCAGCACAUCUCUGCCUCAGAAGCCACACUUGAAGUUAGCACGAGUUCAGAGUCAAAAUGGCAUAGUACUGUCAUGGAGUGUCCUGGAGGUGGAUCGAAGCUGUGCCACUGUUGAUAGCUACCAUCUCUAUGCUUACCAUGAGGAACCCAGUGCCACUGUGCCCUCACAAUGGAAAAAGAUUGGGGAAGUCAAGGCACUUCCCUUGCCCAUGGCAUGUACUCUCACCCAGUUUGUAUCUGGUAGCAAAUACUACUUUGCAGUACGAGCCAAGGAUAUUUAUGGACGUUUUGGGCCUUUCUGUGAUCCUCAGUCAACAGAUGUGAUCUCUUCUACCCAGAGCAGUUAAACCUUGGAGCCUUUAUAUUUUCCUCUUUUAAAAUUUCCACCUUUUGGUCUUGUUUUUAAUCUUGUGCAUGAUACCCCAUGUAAAAUCCACCUUGUGCAAGAUUUCUUGGACAGAUGUGUGUAUACACUACAUUUGUUUAUAACCGGAAGCAAAAUAAACUUAGCCCACAAAGCUAGAAUCUUUUCCCGGACAGUUUAGGCUUUGGGGUUUGGAAAUGUAAA